AUGGGCGACAUCAAUGCUAUCUCGGGGCUCGCGCCGCCUGCGCCUACUCCUUUUACCUCACCGGCCUCGCUCGCUAGCUUCAAAAUCCCCUUGAAGGCAUAUCUACAAGAGCACCCCCAGUUUAACUCGGUAGCCGUUGCUGCCUUCGUCUUCAAUGAGGAGGGAAAGCUGCUCAUCGUGCAGAGAGCGGCACACGACUCGUUUCCUUUGCUGUGGGAGGUACCAGGAGGGGCUUGCGACUACGAAGACGAGUCUCUCUUGCAUGCCGUGGCGCGCGAGUUAUGGGAAGAAAGUGGACUGCGCGCCAAGUCCAUUGUUACCCUCGUUGGUAAGGGAUUGCCCAUCCCCUACCGGGGCAACCGAUGCAUGUGCAAAUACUCCUUCUUGACCGAGGUGGAACAAUACGAUAUCAAGUUAGAUCCUAAUGAGCAUCAAGCAUUCUUAUGGGUCACUGAGGAAGAAGCUAAAGCUGGCAGGUGUGGUGAUGUUGAAUUUAGAUACACCACCAAGGAUCAACGACUCUCAGUUUGCGAAGCUUUCAAGCUGAGGAACAGUGGAAAGGCCCAAGCUGAUUAG
This is a messenger RNA of Daldinia caldariorum, 576 nucleotides long. Its product is annotated as NUDIX hydrolase domain-like protein. Lineage: Eukaryota; Fungi; Ascomycota; Sordariomycetes; Xylariales; Hypoxylaceae. The transcript has a single exon. Bases 1 to 576 code for a protein of 191 amino acids. The record is from RefSeq and is a predicted model, not a curated record.